Messenger RNA from Cajanus cajan (pigeon pea), 1269 nucleotides. RefSeq names its product 2-oxoglutarate-dependent dioxygenase DAO. Lineage: Eukaryota; Viridiplantae; Streptophyta; Magnoliopsida; Fabales; Fabaceae. The record is from RefSeq and is a predicted model, not a curated record.
CUCUCACUUUUUCUGUUUCUAUAUUUCCUUCCUUUCCCUUCACCCUAGUCCAAAGAAAAGACAAAGAAGCUUGCAAGUGAAAGAAGAGAUGGAGGCAAGUAUUCCAGCGGUGGAUUUCCAGAAACUUUCAUCAGAUGAAGAUGAGUUAAAGAAACUAAGAGAUGCAUGUGAGAAAUGCGGGUGUUUCAGGAUCAUGAACCACCCCAUUCCACUAACACUCAUGGCUGACAUGAAAUUAGUGGCUAAACAUUUGCAUGACCUUCCCAUGGACAUCAAAAUCCGCAACAAAUUAGCUAUCCUCCCUGACAAUGGCUAUGUGUCAUUGAGUGUAACAAGUUCUAUUUACGAGGGUUUGGCAAUCUCUGACAUGCAUUCAUCACCCCAUGCAAUUGAAGAUUUCUGUUCUGAAUUGAAUGUCUCAAACCACCACAGACAAAUAAUAGAGGCAUAUGGACAAGCAGUUCAUGACUUAGCAUCGAGUGUAUCACAAAAUUUGUCUGAAUUUUUAGGCAUAAAAGAUACCGAUUAUUUCAAGAAUUGGAAAUCUAUUAUUAGGACUAUGAAAUAUAAUUUCACCCCAGAAGCUAUGGGCUCCAUUGGAGCAGAACUGCAUUCAGAUACAGGAUUUAUCACACUACUUCAUGAUGAUGAAACUGUUAGUGGUCUUGAGUUGAUGGAUGAACAUUCGAGCUCAUUUAUUGCCGUUCCUCCUAAAAUAGGGUCUUUCUUUUGCAUUAUCGGAGAUGCUGGACAUGUUUGGAGCAAUGGAAGGUUUCGAAAUGUGAGGCACCGUGUAGUAUGCAAGGAAGCAGCUGCUCGUUAUUCAAUUGGUGCAUUUAUGUCACCAAGAGAUGGUAAUGUCGAGGCCCCAUCAAAGUUGGUGGAACUUGACCAUGCACAACUCUAUCGACCAUUUAAGUUUGAUGAAUUGAUGAAGAUCAAGUAUGAAGAUUUGAGGGGGUUAAAAGCUACAACAGGAAAAAGUGCUCGUGAUGCCGUUAAUCAAUUUCGCAUUGGUUAGGGAUUUGUUUGCAUGGAAACAUAUAUCACCAACAAAACGAUUGAAAAGUAAAGUUGGCGAUAAAGUAAAUGCUCCAUCCAUUUUACAAAAGCCAUUUAGUUUGGUCUGUCUUUAUUUUCCAAUUACUUGUGUAUGUGUUUAUAAUUCGGGAAUAGUUGCAAGAAUCCUAGUACUUAUUCAUGUUUUGUACCCGGAUGGGGAGUGGAUGUUUUAAUUUAGAUUAUGUUAUUGUGCUGUGUUUUACUUUA